AUGAUUGAUGCUAUUGCUUUUAUUCAGAAGUAUGUCAGAAGAGCUACUGAAACUAUAUAGGUCAAUACUCAAUAAUAAUUAAUUACAGUUUAAUUUCGAAGUGACAAAGUGAACAUGAUGUCAAUCCGUUAGAAACUCAAGACUAUGUUAAAGAAAUUGGAAGGAACUAAUAUUUAUGAUUAUUAUUACAUUAAUAUGAGUUCCGUUUAAAAAGAAUUACAGAUUUCAAAUUGCAGUGAUCGUGGACUCUAUUACGAUGGGUCAUGCUAAUGUGACUUGGGCUACUUUGGAGUUUAAUGUGAAUAGAAACUGGAAGAACUCCAUUUAGCCACUUAUUACACUUUUAUUGGAUUCUUUUUAAUACUGUUUACAAUCCUGCUUCUUUUUACUUUAAAAUAGCUUUAAUUAUCUCUAAAAAUGAAUAAGAUACCUUCCUAUUAGAAAGGAUGCAAUUAUAUUAAGAAUGUGCUUGGAUCUCCUUUGAAUUGCAUUUUAUGUCUAACCAUUUUAUUCAGUAUUCUUAAGAUUCUCUGGUUAGCUUUGGACCCAUUUUAAUUAUAUGAUUACAAAGAGAGAGUUUGCGAAAGAAUUUUGGCAGAAGUAGUUUAUACCAUAUUAUUUUAUAUAUAUGGAAUUUUAUUGAUGGUUUGGUAUACCAUGUAUGACGAAAUUUCAUUUAAUAUUUCUGAAAAGAAAAAUAAUAAUUUAGAAUAAUAAUCAACUUCCAAAUCAGAGAAUAGAAAAUUCAUUCUAGCAUAUUAUAAAGACAUUAUGAAAAUAAGACUCUUCCUCGUCUUGAUUAUAUAAUUGACUGUAAGUACAUUAAAUGGAUUAAGAUUAGGACAACAGUAUAAAACUAUCUUAUAUAUUGCAUAUGUAAUAUUGUUACUGAAUUUCAUGUAAGUUACUUUGAUUCAUAAUAGCUCCUUUAUUUUCGAAUUCCUUCUAUAUGGUAGAUCCUUAAAUUAAUGCAUAGAACAACAACUAAAAAGAUUGGAUUUAGAUAAUAGAGAGUAAGAAAGAGAGGAGAAAUUGAAAUUGGCAAAAAAUAAUCAGCAAACUAUCCUAUCAAAAACUUAGUUAAAUCUUUAAUAAGAAGAUCAAUUGCAAUCUCCAGCUACUCCCGAUUAAUAAAUAUUAAGAUUGAGUUCUUUAAGUGCGAGUGAUGAAAGUCAUGAAUAAAGGGAUACAUCAAGAGCCAUCAUAUCAAUUGAAAAAAUUUAACCUCCAUCUUUCUUAAAAAAACAAGUAACUUUCAGAUCGCCUUAAAGUAUCCCAACUUAGUAAAAUACGGAAGUGAAAAGGGAAGUUCUUAAAACUUCAAUGAGAACCAUUUUAAGUGAGGAGUCUCAAAAUUCUCUUCAUGUCGGUGAAGUUUCUAAUCAUUAAAAAGUCAAUUCUUGCUUACUUAACGAGGAUGAUUUUGAUUAAACAGACUUCAAUUGGAAUAUAAAAAAAGAAAGAGCUAACGUUAAGAAGAUAAAAAAAUAACAGAUUAAAAUUGUCGAAAAAAUAAAAUUAUAAGUCAAUGAAACUAAAAGAUAAAAGAAAGCAACAAUCAAAAAUAGUAAUAAUAUAAAAGAUGGUGUUAACUAAGAUUCCUUUUAAAUUGAAGAUGAUAAGAAAAUAAAGAGUUAAUUGGCUUAGGCUUAUUAAGCUGAGAUGUUGGCCUAAUAAAAAUAAAUUAGAACUGCUAAUCUAAAUGCAGAUAAAAAAGUACUUUCAAAAAUUUAAAUGCUUAUUUAUGUUGGGGUGCUUCUAGAAAUCUGUUUUGGAGCCUUAUCAAUUGUUAUUUUAUUAACAGACUUAUUAAAAAAACCUGUAGGUACUAUUUGCUAUUUGUAUAUUUCAGCAAUGCUUCAAUUCUUAUCUCUGAUAACUGUGUUGAAGUUGUUUCGAGAUGUUAAAAGUCAAGAAGUGUUGAAUCUAAUAUGGAUUUAAAAGGUCGGGAACCGAAAAAAUAAAAUUAAUUAAAAGUAUUAUUUUACAAUUCCAUUUGAUCAAACGAGACAGGAUGAAUCUAAAAGAAAGUUUGAACAAAGAAUUAAUAUGCAUAUAAGAUGA
Messenger RNA from Paramecium tetraurelia, 2064 nucleotides. RefSeq lists its product as uncharacterized. Lineage: Eukaryota; Ciliophora; Oligohymenophorea; Peniculida; Parameciidae. The record is from RefSeq and is a predicted model, not a curated record. The transcript is spliced from 7 exons.